This is a messenger RNA of Parnassius mnemosyne (clouded apollo), 1412 nucleotides long. The record is from the annotation of a GenBank genome assembly. NCBI's taxonomy places the organism in Eukaryota, Metazoa, Arthropoda, Insecta, Lepidoptera, Papilionidae.
GACAUUGGCGAACGAAAUCAAAACCACCAUAAGAAAACUAUGUAGCUUACUCAAAAACCACCAUAAAAAAAGAAAGAAGAAGAACUAUGUAGCUUGCUACCCUCCGUAGGAGUAAUAGUGUUCUAUGCUUGCUACACUCAUAGAUAAGAUGGCUACACUACAUAUUUAUUAAGAAGAACAACAGAACAAAAACUGGCUUUUGGUCGUAGAUUUGGCGUAAUCGUAAAUUCUAAGAGGAUUUAAUCUGCAAACUAACGUAAAGAAUAUGGAUUUGGAAACACUUUGUAUUGUAUGUUUAUGUAGCAAUAGGAAAAUGUUUGAAAUUCCAUUGCCCUUACAUAAUAUUACCAAAAUGAUAUUACCUGAAUUGGAAAUAUCGAGACUAUGUUGGGAGUGUUUAGCUAGUUUAAAACAUUCAUAUAAGUUAAGGCGAAAGGCAUUAAACGCUAAACAACUAUUAGAUAAAGUAGCAGAGGAAUGUACAUUGGAUGUCUCACUACAAAGCAAAACUGAUUUGGGAACAUCUUACAUAUUUGCCGUCUCCAUCUGUGAUGAUGAUAGAAUUAAUACUGAAGAAACUAGAGUUACCAAUACUAACCUAUUAGAUAAAGAAUCCUCACCAAAGACUUAUAAUAUUAAAAUAUUGAAAGAAGAUAAAGAGUUUUGCGAAAAUGAUUUGACUCAAGCAUUUAAAAGAUCUUCAAGCUUUAAUGUUAAUAAUAUCAGAAAUUCAAUACUUCUAGAGAACGGUGAAGCAAAAAAUUUGAAGAGAAGUAAGCAAAUGAAAUUAAAAACUAAGAGAAAAAAGAAAAUAACUCCCUUCAAGCAGUACACGUGCAGUGAAUGUAAAGUUACAUUUGAAAGCAGAGGCAAAUAUGAGUAUCACAGGCAAAAGCAUCGCGGGAGGGUUCAAUGCUCGAUUUGUAGUCGAGAUUUUUCAAGCCGGAGUGCCCUUACAGCACACCGCAGUGUCGUGCACACUGCACAUCCUCAAAGUGAUGAUGGUUUCAGACAUUACUGCAAGCCGUGUGCGAAAUUCUUCAAAACAAGUUGCAGCUACCGGAAACAUCUUCGAACAUCCAUCCGCCAUAUAAAUCCGGAAUCUCUGCGUUUCUCAUGCCAAGUUUGCGCCAAGCGCUUUGUCCGCUGCAAGGAGCGCGACGAACACCACGAGCGUGUUCACUUGCAACGCAACCGGCUGCAGUGCGCGCGCUGCCCGCGCCGCUACUGCAGCCAGCGCGCGCUUCGUUCGCAUGAGAGGACACGGCAUACUGCUGCUGUUGUGAAGAAGGAUUUCGUUUGCGAGAUUUGCGGUGUAAGCUUUAAGACGGCGCAAAUACUAAAAGGCCAUCAGCGUAUUCACACCAAAGAAAUGACAUCAAUAGAAAAGAAAGAUGCAAAUGAAAAUACUU